Camellia sinensis is the source of this 2446-nucleotide messenger RNA. Its product is annotated as calmodulin-binding receptor-like cytoplasmic kinase 3. Gene Ontology annotation, biological process: protein phosphorylation. Gene Ontology annotation, molecular function: ATP binding; protein kinase activity. The record is from RefSeq and is a predicted model, not a curated record. NCBI's taxonomy places the organism in Eukaryota, Viridiplantae, Streptophyta, Magnoliopsida, Ericales, Theaceae.
AACAGAAAUGGUAUAGAUAGAUAUGCGUUACAUCAGAGCCAGAGCCCACCCACCGUCUUGUACCAAAGACCGGUCUUCCCAACCUUUUGAUUUUUGUUUGGCAAAGAAACAACCCAGUUUAUGGUCAUCACCAACCUCAGCCGCCUUUAUUCAGGUACCUGUCACUUUCUGUGGAUUGGAUAUAGAGAGAUUCGAUUGAACGUCUAAGCAAUUUUGCAAAAUUGAAGUUUUUUGUUUUGAGCAAUUCAAAUCUUUGAAGCAAUAUAUAAGAGGACUUUGAGCUUUCAUCUUUUUCUAUCUUGAUUAUUUACUUUCUAAUUUGGUGACCUGGGUUUUCAAGACUUUGGUUGACCUCAACUGUGAUUGUGGGUUUUCAAGAAUUGCCUGUUUAGAGCACGUUUGGAUCUGUAAAACUGGUAUAUUGGUGGAUUCUGGACUUUCAAUCCUUUCAGCAACUAGGUUCGUCUCCUUUACAUGUUUGGUGAAUGGGAAAAAUACUAUAUUUGCUAAUAUGAGAGGUGCCUGUGGAUUGUACUUCACAUGCCAUGUGAAAUCAUCAUCUUUUGUUAUGAACGGUGGCAACUUGAGAAUUUAGCAAUGGUUGCAUCAUCUUUUAGUUCUGAAAGAUGGAAUUUAGGUGUAAUCUAUCAUUGAGAAUGGAAUUUGUUUUUCUGAGCUUCUUGCUGGUAUUGCAAUUGCCAAGAAUCUUCGCCUCUGGGUUGCCAAUCCAGUCAAAGGUUUGUGGCAAUGAUCACAUCAGCUACUCGCGUAACUCUGGCCAUGAUUUCUUUUACAUAAAUGGGAAAUUAGUAGACAAAGACUUGUUCUGCAUGGCCCUUAAAUUCCAUCACGCAAACCAUUGCUUCAUUACAGCAGAUGACGAAAAUCAUUUCUGUGGAUUGGAAGAAACUUCUGAUGAGUUGCCUUUAAAGGCAGGAAGGAAGUUUUUGCUCAAUGUUGUUAGAGAAGAAUCUGGAAGACAUAAUUUUCUCCAGAACAGUCAGCCGAGUGAAGAGAAAGAUGCUCACAAAUCUCUGUUAACCCAAAAGAAUUUGGCCAUAGCAAUACCAGGAUUUUUUGCUCUGUGCUGCAGUUUUCUGUGUCCAUGCUUUCGAGCAAGAAGGAAACCAACUACCCAUACUGUUCUUUCAAAGGAUCCAAUUUCAAUGGAUUCAGUUUCCUCUUUGGAAAUGAACUCUGUUCCUGAAAAGAUCCCAGGCAGUCCACUACGAGUGCCACCUAGCCCUUCUAGAUUCUCCAUGUCUCCGAGUCCUGUUCUCAAUAGAAUUGGAUCAAUUUAUCUAAAUCUGAGUCAGGUUGCUAGAGCCACCCAAAAUUUUUCACCAUCAAUGAAGAUUGGUGAAGGAGGCUUUGGAACUGUCUACAAGGCCCUGUUACCAGGUGGUCAGGUAGUUGCCAUAAAACGAGCAAAGAAGGAACACUUUGAAGCUCUAAGAACUGAAUUUAGCAAUGAAGUUGAACUUCUGGCUAAGAUUGACCAUCGAAACCUAGUGAAGCUGCUUGGUUAUCUAGAUAAAGGCAAUGAACGCCUUAUUAUUACCGAGUACGUGCCGAAUGGUACUCUUAGAGAACAUCUAGAUGGUCUACGGGGUAAAGCUUUGGAUUUUAAUCAGCGACUUGAAAUCUCCAUUGAUAUUGCCCAUGGCCUAACUUAUCUCCAUCUCUAUGCAGAGAAGCAAAUUAUACACCGAGAUGUGAAGUCAUCCAAUAUUCUCUUGACUGAGGGCAUGAGAGCCAAAGUGGCCGAUUUUGGAUUUGCAAGAGAUGGUGCAACGGACGCUGAUAAAACACACGUCUCAACCAAAGUGAAAGGAACUGUUGGGUACCUCGACCCUGAGUACAUGAGGACCUACCAACUGACCCCUAAGAGCGACGUAUACUCGUUUGGGAUUUUAUUACUAGAAAUAUUGACAGGUCGCCGUCCCGUGGACUUGAAGAAACCUAAUGAUGAGAGGAUAACAAUUAGAUGGGCCUUCAACAACUACAACGAAGGACGUCUCAAGGAGACGCUGGACCCAUUGAUGCAGGAAGUGGUGGAUGAGGAGAUUCUGGGGAAAAUGUUUGAGUUGGCAUUCCAGUGUGCAGCACCCACACGAUCCGAUCGUCCAGACAUGAAAACAGUGGGAGAGCAAUUGUGGGCAAUUAGGAUGGACUAUCUUCGAAGUGGGAGAAGAGAGUGAAAAGCGCAAAUUGAGAUGUGUGUUUCCAGAUUCAAAUAUAUGUAUGUUGUGUAAAAAAGCAAAACCCUUUUAAAGGCAAAUGUAUCUUUGGUGUUUUUUUUGGGUGUGUACUUUUGUUACAUUCUUAUAUUCUUAAAGAGAUAUUUGGCUGCCUGUUAUUUACUUGAGGCCUUAUUACAGCAUGUUGUCAUGAAAUAGGGAAAGUAUUUCUUUUAAUGAAGAUUGGUCGUGUUGUGCUUGCUUAA